Messenger RNA from Caenorhabditis briggsae, 525 nucleotides. The transcript has a single exon. The coding region runs from base 1 to 525 and encodes 174 amino acids. The record is from RefSeq and is a predicted model, not a curated record. NCBI's taxonomy places the organism in Eukaryota, Metazoa, Nematoda, Chromadorea, Rhabditida, Rhabditidae.
AUGACCUACGUCUACCCACCACAGUACCAUCAUGCCACCUAUCGCUAUCCAUAUCUACCGUAUACAGAUCACUACAGUAUCUACCGUACCCAUCCGGGAAUUGGAAAUGGUGGAUGUGGAGGAAGCGGAGGAUGCGGUGGUGGCUAUGGAGGGUAUGGAGGAUAUGCUCAACAGUACCAGGGAUACGGUAGCGGAUGCUCGGGAGGAGGUGGAGGAUCUGGAUGCGGUGGAUACGAUGAUGAUGAUGAGGAUGAGGAUUCCUAUGAGGAUAGUGAGGAGAGUGGAAAGAGUGGAGAGGCCAAGAUCAAUAAGAAGGAUCCAUUGGAGGAUUUGGAGUUGGAGGAUCUGGAGAAGUUGUCUAAAUCUGAUUCUGGAGAUGUAAAAUCUACAUCUUCUACGUCUGAUGACCUAGAAGAGCCAGAACCGACUGAAAUCAAAAAAACAAAGUCACAUACAGACGACGAGGACUUGAUUGAUGACCGGAAGAAACAUGCGAAACGCAAUUUUUUAAUUAAAUGGGCUUAA